AAAUAUUUUUAGUACGUAAUCAGUUUUUAAAUUUCCCCUAAUAAUACUGAUUUAUUUUUGUACAUAAUUGGGACACUUAACUGUCUCAAUCUGAUACUGAUUUACGUGGUAGAUUAGAAAAAUAUACCUACACUUAAUUUGAAUAGAGAUUGGAAUGUCAUUGAUGAUCUACUAAUUGUUAUAUUCAUUUAAAUAACCUUUAGAUGUAGCACCAGAAAUGUUAUUUUGGAAAAAUUGUGGCUAACAUAGUCAAUCAAAUAAUUAUAUUUAUAUUGUUAGUAGAUAAUCAAUUUUUAAUUUGCACUUUCUAAAAGGUGCUGAAUUAAAUUCUAAUUUCGCUCAUAAGUGUAUGUCGCAAGUUGAGACUGAUUUGCGUGAUAGAUUACAAAAAUAUACCUACGAUUAAUUUAAAUAUAGACUUAGAUUGUCAUUGAUGAUCUAUUAUAUGUAUGUUAUCUAUAUUUAAAUGACCUUUGGGUAUAAUAGCAGAAACAUUAUUUUAUUAAAAAAAUUUGUAAACUACCAAUCCUACAAAUACCACAUUAGUACUUAUCUGGUAUCAGAAUAGAAAAUACGUAAAAAUCAAUAAUCUGUGUAGAUGAUGGUGAAUGAUAACCAAAAUUUGAUUGUUUUUGUGUGUGAAUAUUUCAAGAACCCUGGAGAUGCAAAAGAACAAUGAAUUAUAAACUGUGAUAUUCAAUUAACCAAUUGUAUAACAAUAAGAAAAUGCAUGUCCAUAAUUUUAUAGCCAAUUAAUUCAAUAGCCUGAAGGAAAUGUGUGGUUACAUAUAAAGUAUUGUGUUUGUAAGCUUUAUGCAUUUAACAAUUUGGUUUCGAGUUUAAAACAAAUACGUACACAGUCAUUUAGACUAUUCAUUUCAAAUUAAUUAAAUAAUUUGAUAUGAUAUCACGAAUAUUUUUUAUCUAGCACUUAUUAGUAUUUGUAAAUAUAAAAACGGUGAUACCUAUUGUAUUGCACAUCAUCCGGGUAUAAUGAAGUUAAUAGCAGCUAUUUUUGUAUCUCUUGCCGUGUUUUCUGCUGCUCAAGGUGAGCAAUUGAAAAUAAGGCUAUUUUACGAAUCACUAUGUCCGUAUAGUAUUAAUUUUACUAUUCAUCAAUUGUACCCUAAUUACUUGUUGCUUGGAGACGACUACUUGGAUUUGGACUUUGUUCCCUUCGGAAAUGCUAAGAUUUACAAUGUGUCUGGUGGAUAUCUAUUUGAAUGUCAACAUGGAGCAAAAGAGUGCAAAGGGAACAAGGUACAAGGAUGUGCUUUGGAUUUAUACAACAUAUCAACAGCUGCGGCAUUCAUUAACUGCGAUUUAGGAUCUGGUGCACCCGCAGACGAUGAUAAUUUACUAAAGUGUGCCAAUGAAGCUAACAUCGAAUGGUCCGAAAUUCAAGAGUGCUUAGAUAGUGGCCGCGCUGAUGAACUUUUAGCAGAAAAUGGAGCCAAAACCCAAAGUGUUGUACCGAAAAUUACGACCGUUCCUGCAAUUGAAAUUAACGGAAUAUACGACAACGACGAAAUUGAAUAUGCAUUUUUGGAAGUAGCUUGCAGACUUUUGAAAAAUGAGCCACCAGCAUGUGAAACUAGAAAAAAUAAAUUAUAGACUUGACUGUUGACAUGCAAUUAUUAAAAUAUAUUCAGUUCAUAUCACAUA
This is a messenger RNA of Aethina tumida (small hive beetle), 1665 nucleotides long. RefSeq names its product gamma-interferon-inducible lysosomal thiol reductase. The record is from RefSeq and is a predicted model, not a curated record. The transcript has 4 exons. NCBI's taxonomy places the organism in Eukaryota, Metazoa, Arthropoda, Insecta, Coleoptera, Nitidulidae. Gene Ontology annotation, molecular function: oxidoreductase activity, acting on a sulfur group of donors, disulfide as acceptor. The coding region runs from base 994 to 1614 and encodes 206 amino acids.